AUUAGCGCUGAACGUCAACAAAAGGUCAUUGAUUUGCACCUAUGCUAUUACUAGGACAAACAAGGGGAUUGCUUUAACCGGGAUUAACAUGGACUAGAAGUAACCUAACAGACACUUAGGUAGGGCUGUGAGAUCGAUAUGUAGUAUCGUCAUAUACUCACCACGAGGACAAAACUAGGGAGAUUGGAGGCUACAGAUGGUCAUCGUCGCAGGGUGAAGCGGACAUCAUGGUUUCUUGACCAGAGAUAACUAUGGCUAACAGAUCGAGUCGGAUUGUGGGCGGGGCAGGAGACGCUGGCGGAGGUGUCACUAUGCUGCCAUUUCCCGCCUUUUCUGACGUAAUCUACACCACUAUGGAAGGAUUGAAUAUUACAAAUGUCACCGAUUCAGGAAAUGCCACUAGAACGCGGAAAAUGUUCUCCUUAGUGGAGCAGAUUUUUUUUGGCACGUGGUUGUCAAUAUCUAUGAUUUUAGCUAUAUUUGGAAACUUGAUGGUUAUAGCAGUGGUUGUGAGGCAUCGAGGCAUGCGCACUAGGACCAAUAUGUUCCUUGUCAGUUUAGCAGUUGCAGAUUUUCUCAUUGGAAUACUGCUUGCGCCGUUUUCAUUAGCUACACUGAUAGCUCAAGACUGGAUACUAGGUCCAAGUUUAUGUACUAUCAACAGUUUUUUAAACGCCACUUGUUUUAUAACAUCUAUACACACUCUCAUGCAUAUAAGUAUUCAUAAGUAUAUGUCAAUCACACGUCCUUUGACCCGGAUCACCAAGUGUAAAAUUCUCGUAAUGAUAUUUGCGGCCUGGGGAUGGGGCGUGGUGUGCGCUGCACUGACUACGGUUAUACUCUCUCACGCCGAGUUUAAAGAAGGCACCAUGCAAUGUGGUCCUGCCUACCCUGUGUUAACCACAAAAUCUCUUUUGUUCCAUAUUAUAAUUCAGACGUCGAAUAUAUUUCUGCCACUAUUUAUCAUGAUAUAUGCAUAUUCUCGUAUGUUCGGUGAAAUACGAGAACACAUGCAGAGAAUGGACGAAAAUACCGCUAUGGAUCGAGCCCAGAUCUACAGCCAGCAACGCCGUGUCACAAUAACAUUGUUUAUCGUCCUGGCCUGUUUUGUGCUGUGUUGGAUACCCUACUGUGUUUAUGCUAAUUAUGUAACCUUUGAACCUGACAAAACAAAGUUCCCGCCAUACUUGAACGCUAUUGCCUAUUGUUUCGGGUACAUGAACAGCGCGUGUAACCCGAUCAUUUAUGCCUGGAGGAGUCCUUCAUUCCGGGAGGGAUACAAGGAAAUUCUCUGUCAGGAACCGUCUUAUGUAGUCAGCGAUGAACAUGAGAUGCUUGACCAAAAGUCUAUAAGACUUUGGCGGCUUCAAGAUACAGUGUAUGAAAGCUCACCAAACCCUCUGCGGCGAAUUUCCACUUUCAUAAGCUCCGUUCGUGGCUCAAGAUCCGAAGAGAUGGGACCUAAUACGACAAGAGGAAAUCACAUUGUUCGACAAACAUCGACAGAUUCUUCUUACAAACUUCUACAUAAGCUAACGGGGAAAACCAAAGCGAAGUCUGGCAGCUCGGUGAUACGCAGAGAUGGUUCGGUGAUACUAGUUAAAAACGGUAAAAUUAUCUCUAUGAAACUCGAUACCAAGCUACGAAAGUCGGACAACGAGGAGGUUUUCUUAUCGAGUCCGUCAACUGCUGGUUCUAACGGUUCUAGGCUGAUGUGUAGUAGUCCGCAAAGUGCUUUAGAAGUUUUAUACGAACGAGAUUCGGAUGGAAAUCUUACCGAAGAUAGACCUUUGUUUCCGAAUGGACAAUCGAACAAUAAAAACGUACAGUUUUUGUAUCCGAAUGGAGGUUCAAACACAUGUAAUUCUUUAUCAGAUAACAGUGACUGUGAGUCUAUUCCGGGAAAAGAAAUCUCCCCUGGUUUGAAGUGUCGCGUGAGCGAUAUUUCUCAAGAUGUUGAUAUCGAAAUGAAUAAAAUACCAGAGAAAACAAUAGACGAAAAUAACUCGCUAAACAAUAAUACGGAGACCAAGUCUCCGGCAGAAAAGAAGAAACUAUCUCUUCUUCCGUGGACAAAGGGGCAUGUUAAACGCAAAAGUGAUACAACGCCGUAUGUAAAAGCCACACCGAAAGUAAAAUAUAGUAGAGAGUACUCCAGAAGUUCAGACGCCAUAUUCUCAGUGCCACUUCUAAAAACUCCGUCAGCUGAAGAAGUGACUGCUAGUCCUCUAUUGUUUCGCCGAAGUUCUAGUUAUUCAAACGUCUCAACUGUUCUGUCCCCUUCAAGUUGUCGCCCUUUGUCAGCUCUCUCCCCCGAUCCAAAUAAACCUGAUUGUUUUUCCUGACAUUGGUUGGAAGUUUUACGAUGAUGGAAAUAUCUUUUCCUUUAUAAACUUGUGGUGUAGUAGUAAUGACAACUAUCCUGUACAAAUUUUGUUUGUUUGUUUGUUUCUUUUUAGAAAAUUAAACUUCUUUGAAAUCGGCAAAAUUUAGAUCAAAACAUCUCAUGAUGAAUUACUGAAAAUAGAGAUAUAUCUUUUUUGGUGAAAGAAACAGAUCAAAGGAAUGGGGAUCAUAGCCUAGACCAUUCAACGAUUCAAAUAAAUCUGUAAAAUUAACAUAUUUGGUUUUGCCAAAUUUCAUAUUUAUAUUUAAACUAGAAAAUAACUCCUCGAUUGUUGAUAUUGCUGUAUUGGUAUUGUAUUUUACUGUUACUACCGUCGAGUUUAGCUUUGUAAUUUUGCAUUUGAAUUAAUUUUCUCUUCAAUAAUUUGGCUUACUACAGAUAAAAUAUGAAAACUGCAUGUUUGUGCCGUAAAGAUAUGUAUUUUGUACUAUGCAUUAAACCGCAUUUCAAGGCCACACUUCCGGUAUCGGCCCAUUCAGUUUACAAGGGUAACGUACACGGGAAGGAAGAUAACUCCCUUUUGUGAACAUAUUUACGUACGGAUUUCCUGUCAUGUACGAGCUUCCCUCAAUAUGCCCUAUAGCUACGCUGUUAGGAAUUAGGAUCAACAGUCCACUCCAUGACUAAUGGAAAUGGGUAUUUGUGUUAAAACUCUUUGUGCAUAUCUCAAAAAUAAACAUCACUUCCAUGUCAUCUUCUCAAAGCAAAAUUCAAAUGAUCGAUAUGGAACGGUUCUCACAAUUAAAAUGAAAAGGAGCAUUUUUUGUCCUUUUUUGGUCGUUUUCUAGAUAACAUGCAUUUCCAGACAGUUGUUUAUGUUAUAAUUAAUGACAAUCAAAUCUAAUAAUUAAUGUUUUACACUUUUAAUGGCGAUAUAUAAUAUUCUGACCAAUAAAUCACAGUUUUACGACACGAAUCAAUUUAUCAAAUAUGUAUAUUUAUUCAGAAAAGGUUGCAUUUUCUGUUUGUUUUAAUUAUUUGUCCCAUUGUAAUGACUUUUUAAUGGCAGCCACACCCUUCAUGUCAACAAACAGAUGCUCACAUUGUUUUUAUUUUACAUAACACUUUUAUCCCAUAUUCUGUGAUUCUUGACUGAGUUGUCUCCCUGAAAUCGCUUCUUACAUUAGAGUGUACGAUGACCUCAAUGAUAUUGUGUUUGUUCAAAGUUAAUAAGUCAUUUCAUUUUAACGAUUAGUUUGGUUUCGUUGGUAUAUUGUUUGUUAAUUGUUAAAUUUUUAUAUAAUUAAGAUUGUUUCGCUUUCGUUUCCAGCGUAAAACAUUUUCUGCUUGUAAACCCAAAGAAAAAUUUAAAGAACUUUGUAAAACAUUUGAAAUAUAAAGAGAAUAUAUUUUCGGUAAACGGAGAAAAACUUACUUAUAAAGAAUGAGUGCCUUUCGUUGAAUGUAUAAAGGUCUCGUGCUUUUGCUUUUUAUUUUAACUCGUUCUUAAAUGGGGCAAGAUAAUAAUAUAUUUACCACAAAACAAUACCACAGUAAUACAUGAUCUCCCGUGUAGUUGCCAGAUCCCUCGUGUGCACUUCUUUCAUUUCUUCACAUCUUUUAACAAGAUUCGUCCAUAAAUUGCUCGAAAUUUAUGGGAAGCGUGGGGAUCGGAUUGAAGAAAGGGUGAAUAAUUGACUUUUCCUUUCAAGAAUGGUCAUUCCUUCUGUAGUUCAAUAAUUAUACGUAUUUUACUUGUAGAAUACUGAAGUCUCUUAUUUGAUCUUAAGAUAGAAUUAAAAUCAAUUUGUAUUUCAAAAGAUAAAUAUAAAGAUAUGAAAAAGACAAUUUGUAAAGUGUAUUAAGUAUACAAGGUGAUAGUCAGAUUAAUGUAAUGUCAAUUUUAGAAAGCGAAAUGUUGACUUCAAUCUGAUUGCUAUUGAAACAAGGAUUUGAAAUGUGACAUGUUUUAAACCAAGGAUCCUAUUUGCGUGAUGAUUUGUAAUGUACGAAAACUGUUAUAUACUUCAAAACAUUUUCCAUGCUUUUUUUUAAAAUGCCAUACAGCUAUGCGUUACCUUUUACACUUGAUAUCAUACAAUAUGCGUAUUUUCCUAAUUUCUUUGUGAACAAAAGUUGAGUCCUUGUUGAUGUUUGAUCUGUCUUUCUGGAUGUUGUUCUAGAGAAUUAUUGUAUCAGGAAGUAAACGUUAUAUCUUGCCACCUAGAUGUAAUUAAUGGCGUGUAUUUAGUGCUGAUAUCCUCAGACAACAGCAGUAAAUCAAAUACCUGUCUAUGUGUGAACGUUUUUUUGUCUUGUGAACAGUCUGUUAGCCCCCGUCAUAUGUUAAAAUAAAAUUAUAAACUAAUUCCACUUGUUUACCUAUG
Messenger RNA from Ylistrum balloti, 4734 nucleotides. RefSeq names its product substance-P receptor-like. The record is from RefSeq and is a predicted model, not a curated record. NCBI's taxonomy places the organism in Eukaryota, Metazoa, Mollusca, Bivalvia, Pectinida, Pectinidae. Gene Ontology annotation, biological process: neuropeptide signaling pathway. Gene Ontology annotation, molecular function: neuropeptide receptor activity. Gene Ontology annotation, cellular component: membrane. The coding region runs from base 252 to 2345 and encodes 697 amino acids. The transcript has 5 exons.